AUGGAUACUAAAGACGUUUACGGUGGUGAGAGUUGGAAUUCAUAUAGUCAGAUAAGAACUCAGGGCUAUUGGUUAUCCAGUCUUUUUCAUUACACAAGUAAUAUCCUCUUUCAGUUGUUUUACUUCCUCAAGUGCCUCCCAUUCAAGGUCACAUGUUUUCAAAACAUUGACAAGUUCGGGAUUGAUUACAAGCUUCAGUUGUGGUCAGAAAACUGUGGAAGUUCUCCACUUUUAGUGGUAGCUAAGUAA
This is a messenger RNA of Heterobilharzia americana, 249 nucleotides long. Lineage: Eukaryota; Metazoa; Platyhelminthes; Trematoda; Strigeidida; Schistosomatidae. The record is from the annotation of a GenBank genome assembly.